AUGAUGGCUUCGAGAGCGACGGUAGGUCGAAUAAAGAAAUUUGUGAGAUGGUGGCAGCAUCACUUUCCAUGCGAUAGAAUUUUAGCUCAAAGGAUAACCAAAUCCACUGUUAAUUCGACUGUUGCAUUUAUCUUCUGUCUGAUCCCGAAGGUGCGGGAUCACCUAGGAACAGAGCCAGCGAUGCUUCCACUGAUUUCAGUAAUGGUGCAUCCCGGACGGCGUGUUAGUGGAACUAUUCAGGGUGCUAUCUAUUGUAUGACGGGGCUAGUCUUUGGGCUGGCGUACGCAAUAUUUGGCAGAUUUCUAGCUCAAAGGUGUUUGGGUAGUACAUGGAACACGCUAUCCGAGCCCGAACAGUACGCCAUGCACUACGAAAGGCUCCAGGCGGCACUAGCUAUUUUAGCAGUCUUCGAAACACUGAUGCUUUUCUUCCACGGCUGGAUGAGAUCGGUCUCGCAUCAUUAUUUCGGCAUUGUCUUCCCUCUUUUCCUCGUCGUUCAUUUCACGUUUAUGGCUCCUCUAACGGAGUCAUCUGGAGUCAUUGCCCAAUCAUUUAGCUCCCCUUUCUACCUGGGUAUAGCAAUGUCAAUUUUUUGGAAUUUGACUCUGUUUCCUGAGUUUGGGAGCACUUUCCUCGGUAAUGCAACUAUUGACACGCUAAAUGAGGUCCACAAAGCUAUUGAUGAGUCGGUAAGGUUUUUUGUAUCGAUGGACAACCGAGAAAACGAUGACCUGUAUAAUGGUCCGCCCAUUACUUUGUCAAAAUUGGUCAAGAUGAAAUCCACGAUUUCCAAGAAAGUUGGAAACUGCUUGCUUGUGCUGGAUGAGUGCAUUUACGAGAUUUCAUAUUCGUAUCUUUCGCCAUUGCAGCUGAAACCUAUCAUCGACUUGCUUAAACCGCUAAACAUGUACAUCAACGGCUUGGUCAAUGCCUGUCAAUUAGAGUUCAUUCUCCUCGGCAGCCAGCAGAACAUAGAAGGGGAUACUAUGGAUAUUGAUACCAAUAAAGAAAUAUUGUAUGCGGAUGCCGCCAAAUUACUGAAAAUAUUGGAGAGGAUGAAACAACCUGUCUAUGAGUUGCACAGAUAUAUGAGCGAGUGCAUCUAUAUAUCGAAACUUAUCCUUUCUUACGCGUAUGAUGUGGACUUAGGCCGCGUUGAUACCAAUGGCAUGUUUGCGGAUAUGAACCUUCCCACAUACAAUCAUAGGGAAGAGUUACCAGAAGACUUUAAUGUUGAUGAGCACAUCAAUAAACUGACUGCAGCGUUGGUAGAGUUUGACGUGACUUUCAGGGAGGAGAUGAUUCAUCUUGACAUUGAUUUGCUUAAUCCAAAUGAUGAGAUGUUUUUGUUGUCUUCAUUUCUGAUGAAUUUCAAACAGUCAACGCAAUCUGUCAUCUCUAUCCUCGAACAUGUGAAAAACAUUUAUUCGACUAGAAAAGCCAGAGAGGAAAAGGGGUGGAUUCGAGGUAAAUCUUUAUGGUCUACAUUUCUCAGUGACAAACGGUCAUUUAAAAUUUGGUUGAAAGGAGGUCGUCCAACAUCGAAUGUCAUCACGGAAAAUGAAAGCUUGAAGGGGACUUUCGACUAUGAUCAAUAUAACGCCUUGGGCGGGUUGGCGGUCAGGCGGCCAUCCAAUGAAGAAGAUGAUCUCCUAGGGCAAAAAAGGUCUACCGCUGCUGCUUCAUCAAAUAACCAGGAUUCUAAGCAACUCCCUGUUUCGACGAGAGAUAUUGGAGACUCAUCUCUUCCUGCAACAAAGGCCAACAAAAAGAUUGGAUACAAAUAUUUAUCCUAUUAUCUCACGAUGUUCUUAAUCUCAGCUGAUAAGUUCUACAGAAAGUCUAAGGCUCAUUUCAGAUUUGGUUUUCAAGUGGCAAUUGCAUUGAUGUUGGCGUCAUUCCCCAUGUUUGUCCCGAAGAUUCGUCAUUGGUAUGUGGAAUAUCGUGGUACAUGGAUAGGUUUCGUUUGCAUUCUAUGCUUGGAGCCCUCAGUUGGUGGAACCUUUUGGGUUUUCUUUUUGCGGGCUGUGGGUGUCAUUUCGGGUUCAGCAUGGGCUUACUUGUCCUAUGUCGCAGGUGUUAACCAAACCAAUCCAUAUCUUGAGACCAUUGUGACAAUUUUUGGUGCCGUUCCUGGCUUUUAUUUUCUCUUGGGAACCCCGUACGUUAAAGCAGCCAUCAUUCAGAUUAUUAGUAUCUACAUUGUGAUGCUGGCAGCUAUCCUGCCAUCUUCUAAUAAGGGCGGUAUCUUGGUUAGUUUUGCCAAGAGGUGUUUGGCUGUCGGGUAUGGAGGUCUCAUUGCUUUGGUUGUUCAGUUAACAUUCUUCCCAAUAAAAGCUCGAGACCAGUUGAACGAGGAAAUUGCCUUUGUUUGUGGAUGUAUUUCAGAAAUGGAGCUACUAUAUGCAUCGGGUUUGGAAGGGGAAUCGCUGAAAAUUUCUAUGACUGAUGAUAGAUAUCAAAAGUUUAAUCGCAUUUCUCAAAGCGCCAAAUCAGCUCUCGGCAGGGCAGAGGCAUAUAAAGGUCUAACUAGGCAAGAGCCUAGAUUAAAAGGCGAAUAUACGGAACUUGAAAACGUUUUUUCUCAGAUCAUUUUUGUUCAAAGACAGAUUCUCGAUCGCAUGGAUAAUGUGGCCUUAUUGAGGAAACAGUACGGCAGUGGGGUGAUAGAGGAGCUCAACAGCGUUGUUUACCCAUAUAGAAGGCAAAUGGUUGCGAGUUUAUCGAACUGCAUGAGAGCAAUCCAAGAGGCGUUUUUGAACAAGACACCACUGCCUCAGUUUUUGCCAAGCGCUAGAGUAGCUCAUAGAAGGCUAAUAAACAUGGUCAGUAGGGCUCUUCACAACAGGUAUAGAAAUCAGCUGGAAGCGCUUAAACCUAGAGUCGUCGUUGACAAAUUUCGCGACGAUGAAAGUAGUGACGUAGAGGAAGGACUAAUGAUGAAGACCAAGAAUAAUAGAGACAGGUCACGCAACACUUUGCCCCCACAUGAGUAUGCAUUAAAAGAAAAGUUCUUGAGUUGGAACGCAUCCAGCGCCGCCACCGAAGAGGUGAUAGAGUACGUUGAAGAGCUCUUAGAUUUGACUAAGAUCUUAGUUGGAAUAAAUGAAUUCAAAUACGGAUUCUUAUCAAGACCGCUAUACGAAGACUGGGCCGCCGAGGCGGUGGUUGGCUUCAACAACUUUGUCAAGGCCGGAGUAAGCAAGAAAUCAGUUAGCGAAAAUGAAUCUGGCGACGUUAAUUCGGCCAUAUCGGAGGAGGAAGAAAUAUCAUCUGGAAGUAGUACAUCAAGGGCAGAAGGGGAACAGCCAGUUGCGUUCAAUAGCAAAUAUACAGAAAACAACGGAAUCAAUCUCGCUCGCAUUGCCUCUCACAAAAUCGGUCAAGAUAACCAAGGCUUGCCGAUAAAUCUCAAGAACAGAACGUACUCCAUCGGGUCCUACCCAGACUCCGUCAAUCAGCUAAGCGCUCUAUCGAGGAAGAAGACUCUUGGUGAUGCGGAUUCAAAUUACUUCGAUGGGGAGGACACAUCGGACGACGAGCUUCCUUUGGCGUUAAAAAAAAUUGUGAGCCAUAAAUCUAGAAAACAAUAA
Messenger RNA from Torulaspora globosa, 3594 nucleotides. RefSeq lists its product as uncharacterized. The record is from RefSeq and is a predicted model, not a curated record. The transcript has a single exon. The coding region runs from base 1 to 3594 and encodes 1197 amino acids. Lineage: Eukaryota; Fungi; Ascomycota; Saccharomycetes; Saccharomycetales; Saccharomycetaceae.